This is a messenger RNA of Sinocyclocheilus grahami, 1048 nucleotides long. Its product is annotated as fibrillin-2-like. The annotation marks the transcript as partial. Lineage: Eukaryota; Metazoa; Chordata; Actinopteri; Cypriniformes; Cyprinidae. The record is from RefSeq and is a predicted model, not a curated record. The transcript is spliced from 9 exons. Gene Ontology annotation, molecular function: calcium ion binding.
AUGGCUGGAGAGGAGAAGUUUGGAAACUUUAGCCUCAGUGGCACAGAAGGAGGACAGGGGAGUUUUAGCAGUGGAUGUGAUAUUGAUGAAUGUCAGGAGCUGCCCAGCCUGUGUCAGGGUGGAAACUGCAUCAAUACAUUUGGAAGUUUCCAGUGUGACUGUCUGACUGGAUACAUCCUCAACAUGGACAACCGCAUGUGUGAGGAUAUUGAUGAGUGUGUGCUCAGUUCAGGCGUUUGUGGCCCGGGCACCUGCUACAACACACUGGGAAAUUACACAUGUGUCUGCGCACAGGACUACAUGCCAGUGAACGGAGGACACAGCUGCAUGGAUAUGAGAAAAAGUCUGUGUUACCGUAACUACAGUGGUAGUACCUGUGAACACCAGCUUACUUUCAACACCACACAGAGAUUGUGCUGCUGUGCCUACAAUGUGGGCAAAGCCUGGAACAAACCAUGCCAGGCCUGUCCGAGCCCUGGCACAGGUGACUAUAGAAGUCUUUGUGGCAGUGUGACCGGAUUCAGGAUUGACAUUGAAACUGGAAAGCCGAAAGAUAUUAAUGAAUGUCAUGAAAUCCCAGGUGUCUGUGCUCAUGGUGUGUGUAUAAACCAUGUGGGCAGUUUCAACUGCGAGUGUCCCACAGGCUUCAUUUACAGUGAUCUGCUGCUCGUCUGUGAAGACAUUGAUGAAUGCAGCAGUGGAGAGCUUGUGUGUCAGAGAAAUGCAGACUGCAUCAACCGGCCGGGCAGCUAUCAGUGUGAAUGUUCUGAUGGAUAUAUAAUCACACCUAAUGGAGCCUGCGCUGACCGUAACGAGUGUGUGGAGGCACCCAGCAUGUGUCGUCAUGGUGACUGUGUGGACUUUCCAGGAGGAUACGAGUGUGUGUGUCACGCCGGCUUUACUGCGACACAAAACCGCAGGAUGUGUGUAGAUGUUAAUGAGUGUUCACACCAGCCGUGUGGGAAUGGCACAUGUACAAACUCUAUUGGCUCAUUUAACUGUAUCUGUCAUCAAGGAUUUGAGCUAGCCAGUAAUAACUACUGUACAG